Messenger RNA from Hippocampus zosterae (dwarf seahorse), 4889 nucleotides. It is a transcript of the gene brsk2a, whose product is annotated as BR serine/threonine kinase 2a. Gene Ontology annotation, molecular function: ATP binding; protein serine/threonine kinase activity; tau-protein kinase activity. The transcript has 20 exons. The record is from RefSeq and is a predicted model, not a curated record. Gene Ontology annotation, cellular component: cytoplasm. The coding region runs from base 300 to 2891 and encodes 863 amino acids. NCBI's taxonomy places the organism in Eukaryota, Metazoa, Chordata, Actinopteri, Syngnathiformes, Syngnathidae. Gene Ontology annotation, biological process: protein phosphorylation; microtubule cytoskeleton organization; intracellular signal transduction.
ACGAGGCAGCGCAGCUCACUCGCUCCGACAAUGCUUUGAAGGCACUUGCAGCUCAUCUUCGGUGAUUGGAGAGCUGAGGGGAGAGAAAGGGACAACCUCGUCUCCUCAGACACCGAGCGAGGUUGUGGUCAAAGGAGGCGGAAAGAGGCCGAAGAAAGGGAGCCACAAGAAGAGGAGGCUGACGGCGGCGGAGUUUUAAAAGCAAGAUCUCAAAGCGGCUCGGACCUCCGAGGAGGACGAGUGCUUUUCGUCGCCUGCUUUUCGUUCGAGAAAGUAACUGAUCUGCAUCCGCAUUCGUCAUGUCAUCGUCCGGUAAAGACAACAGCGGAGCCCCGCAUGCCAAUUACGUUGGACCGUACCGUUUGGAGAAGACGCUGGGCAAAGGACAGACAGGAUUGGUCAAGCUUGGAGUUCACUGUGUUACAUGCCAGAAAGUCGCCAUAAAGAUCGUCAAUCGUGAGAAACUCAGCGAGUCAGUACUAAUGAAGGUGGAGCGGGAAAUAGCCAUUCUGAAGCUCAUAGAACACCCGCAUGUUUUAAAGCUACACGACGUCUAUGAAAAUAAAAAGUACUUGUACCUUGUACUAGAACAUGUGUCCGGUGGAGAACUCUUUGACUAUUUAGUGAAGAAAGGCAGACUAACGCCUAAAGAGGCCAGAAAGUUCUUCAGACAGAUCAUGUCUGCGCUGGAUUUUUGCCACAGUCAUUCCAUAUGCCACAGGGAUCUGAAGCCAGAGAACCUGUUGCUAGAUGAAAAGAAUAACAUCAGGAUAGCAGAUUUUGGUAUGGCCUCUCUUCAGGUUGGAGACAGUCUUUUGGAAACCAGCUGCGGCUCUCCACACUACGCAUGUCCAGAGGUCAUCAGGGGGGAGAAGUAUGAUGGGAGGAAAGCGGACGUCUGGAGCUGUGGGGUCAUUCUUUUUGCCCUAUUGGUGGGAGCGCUGCCAUUUGAUGACGACAACCUGAGGAAUCUGCUGGAGAAAGUGAAGUUAGGAGUGUUCCACAUGCCCCACUUCAUCCCUCCAGACUGUCAGAACCUCCUGCGGGGCAUGAUCGAAGUGGAUGCCUCCAAAAGACUAACGCUAGAACAGAUCCAGAAGCACACAUGGUACAUAGGGGGUAAGAACGAGCCCGAGCCUGAGCAGCCUGUGCUACGGAAGGUGACCAUACGCAGUCUCCCAUCUGCAGACGACAUCGACCCCGACGUCCUGGACAGUAUGCACUCUCUGGGCUGCUUCAGAGACAAGAACAAACUGCUAAAAGACCUCCUCUCGGAUGAUGACAACCAAGAAAAGAUGAUCUACUUCCUGCUAUUGGACCGUAAAGAGAGGUACCCCAGUCAAGAGGACCAGAACCUUCCCCCUCGCAAUGAGAUUGAUCCUCCUAAGAAACGGGUCGAUUCGCCCAUGUUGAACCGACACGGCAAACGACGACCAGAGAGGAAGUCCAUGGAGGUCCUCAGUGUCACAGACGGCGGUUCACCAGUGCCGGCCAGGAGGGCCAUUGACAUGACACAGCAUGGUCAACGUAGGUCAGUAUACAGUAAAAGCUUGGAUAUUCCAGAUGCCAGGAUAAAAUGCAGCAAAGAAGAAAGGUCGCGGUCUAUUAGCGGAGCCUCCUCAGGCCUCACCACCAGCCCGCUUAGCAGCCCACGGCCUGUUAGAAAGUUUGGGGGUCCACCUCAAUCCCCUGACUUACCGCAGUCCCCAAACACCAGCCCCAGCCCAUCCCCUGAGCCCCUUCCAAAUCGUACAGGUCCUCGUAUGUCUACACCUAACUCGCUGGCGCCGAGCACCGAGGCCCUGCCAACCACCCUGAACAAGACCCAGACGCUCCCGACCAAGCCUAAACUUGCGCCGAAGCCUCUUCACGCGACACGAUCCAACCCGCUCCCAGAAACCUCAUUAGAUGCAGCAUCCUUGUCCGAGUCCUCGGCUUCCUGCCAUAUCCCAUCGCGCGCUCCAUCGGCCUCCAUACCGCCCACACCCGCCUACGUACUUUCACCGACCUCCCCAAGCCCAGUCGCUUCAGUCCUAAACAGCCCCCAAGUGCGUCGCUCCCAGUUCGCUGCCAACCCCCAACUCUCUGUGCCCUUCAGCCCGGUGGUGCCUCCCUCCCCCAUCAGGCUGCACCACUUUCACCCCGUAUCACCCACACAUUCUUUCUACGCUGACCACCCAGCUAAAUCUAUCCCCCUCAUACAGGUCACCCCUCACCCUUCCCCUCGAGGCAGUCCCCUACCCACCCCAAAGGGCACCCCGGUGCACACGCCCAAGGACAGCCCGGCCGGGACUCCCAGCCCGACCCCACCUCCCAGCCCCUCCAUUGGCGGCAUGCCAUGGAGGACGCGCCUCAAUUCUAUCAAGAACAGUUUCCUGGGCUCACCGCGCUUCCACCGCAGGAAACUCCAAGGUCUGUUUCCCACACAAGAAGAGAUGUCCAGCCUCACUCCAGAGUCUUCCCCAGAACUUGCCAAAAAAUCCUGGUUUGGUAACUUCAUCAACUUGGAAAAAGAGGAGCAGAUCUUCAUUGUCAUCAGGGAUAAGCCUCUCAGCUCCAUCAAGGCCGAUAUCGUUCAAGCAUUUCUAUCGAUCCCAAGCCUGAGCCACAGCGUCAUUUCACAGACCAGUUUCCGAGCAGAAUACAAGUCCACGGCUGGCCCGACAGUCUUCCAGAAGCCGGUCAAAUUCCAGGUGGACAUCACCUACACAGAGAGCACAGCUGCCACCAAGGAGAAUGGCAUCUACUCCGUCACCUUCACCCUGCUCUCAGGACCCAGUCGGCGCUUCAAGCGGGUAGUGGAGACCAUUCAAAGCCAGUUGUUAAGCACACAUGACCAGCCUGGAGUCCAGCAACUAUCUGACGAGAAGAACGGCCAGGUGCCAUCCUAGCGCUGCCCGUCGCCCGCGCACGCCCGCAGGCAAAAGCAGGAAAACAAUGCCGCCAAAUGCCCGCUCGUGAAGUUGAUGCUACAAGAGGAGUCGAUAGAUCCAAACUAAAUAGGAAAACCAUCACCAUCAUCUCCUCAUCCCUCCUCCGCAUCAUCUCGCGCCCUUUCGUCGUGCUGCUAAAGCGUGUGUGCUAAUCUCACUUGUCUCUCAUCCCAGGACUUAUCCAGAAAACCUAUUAAGUCCCGCCUCCAUCCCUCCCCACUGACCCGCCAACAUCCCCCUGCCCCUCCCGAGAGACGGUGGUGCGCAUGAAGAACUGCUUUUGAGAGGUUUGGGUGACCAUGGAAAUCGACCUUUCAUGCAGACUAGUACCUUCAUCUCUCCCAUCCCGGUGUGCCCCGACAGUAGAAGUAGAGGACAAUUCCUUUGGUGUUCCCAAACCCCCUGGCCCCUCCAUACACUCUUUCUGGGCACGCUUGCCUCAGAAAAAAAGCAUUUUGCUAAGAGACUCACCUUGCAAACCAGCACAUUUCCAGUACGCACACUUAACUCUGGGAUGUAUUACCGAGAAGAAGAAGACACAAGCAGGAGGCGGAGGAGAGUCGACAUGGAUGCUCGCUGGAUUGUAUUUUUAUUUUAUUUUUUUCCUUUAAUGUGCUUUCUUUGAGAUGAACUACAUCUAAAACUCUGACUUGACCUCAACUACCAUUAUUGCUGCAAAUGAAUUGGAACUGCGAGAAGUUGGAGGGUCGGUCAUAACAGUGUGGACGGACGGAUGGUUAUCUUGAAAAUGAAUGCUUUAUUCUCUUGUAGAGACUGCUGUCAUUUCUGAUGUAGUCAAAGAGUUGUCUCGUUGUGACACAUUGUUUUGGUAGCCUAUAGGAUAAAUCAUCGGUGUACUUUUGGUCACAUGAUCAUUUUUGUCUAUCAUGUUCUCUGCAGCACUUUGGUCUUCAGUUCUCCAUUCAGACCUCUCUCACGUACUUACCAGCAGUAGAAAAAAAAAAAAAGAAACAAACAUGAUGUGCUUAUUUUUGUAUUUUUGGCCCUUAUUUAUUCAUCUCACGGUGUCAUUUCCUAAUUUAUUUUAACUUGACUAUUUAUAUGAACAAAGCUGUUAGGUCAGUUGAAUGUUAUUUAUGAUUACCUUCUUGUGUGUUUGUAAAUGGGGCAUUGUUUGAAGAAAAACAAGAUCUAAUUUUAACUGAAUGAUGAGUUCUUUCCUUAACAAUGAGGAGGAAGAAUCUGUGAAAACAAAACGAAACUAAAAAAACAUACCAGUGAUUUAAGAAUGUAGACUUAGCCUCUUUUUGGAGAGAGGGAAUGCUCUUUUAUUGAUAUUUGUCAGUUUCUAUAUUAUUGUUUGCGUAGGCUGGGCCUGUAAAGGACAACAUUAAUCUACGGAUCUCUUUGUAAAUAGAUGGUUCAAAAAUGGGGUUGAUUGUCUUCUUUACCAUGCUGGAGAUUCCUGCUCUAUACGUUUAGCUUGUAUUGCUGUGUGCAUGUCAAACAUGAGCUUUUCUUUGCAUGGCUUUUGGUGCAACUGUUUCACGCUGAUUAAUCGCCACAAAACUACCUUUUACGUUGCCCCUCCUCCCGUUGCUUCUUACCCUGGCUUUUAUUUCUGCCUUUUUUUUGUUUGUUUUCAAUCUUUUCUCCCACCCGCUGAUCUUUUCCUCCUCCUCUUUAUCUUGUGGUCAACGUUUUUGAGCAAUGCCUCUCACUCUACGCCAUUGCACUGAGGUCUUGGACAUCUGAGCUGUCUUAGGUGGGUACUGUAUACAGAAGACACAGGGAGAGGAUAUCAAUACUUACCAAUACAAAGCAAUACCCUCAUGUCAACUCUCCUUUGUUUCUACGAAUGGAAAGAACGGAGCUCAGAGGACAGUCAAUGAUACAGAGAGUCAGAGCAGGAACUACACAGACUGAUGUAAUCCCCAUAUAUAACAUAACGACUGUGAGCAUCAUCAGUGCUAAGAAAAUAAAAUCAUUCCGUUA